Molecule: messenger RNA, 1833 nt
Organism: Aplosporella prunicola CBS 121167
Lineage: Eukaryota; Fungi; Ascomycota; Dothideomycetes; Botryosphaeriales; Aplosporellaceae
Exons: 2
Coding region: 1-1833 (610 amino acids)
Biological process (GO): TOR signaling
Cellular component (GO): fungal-type vacuole membrane; TORC1 complex
Source: RefSeq, a predicted model, not a curated record
AUGCCUUCGCCAGAGGUCCCCCCGCAGCAGCCAAGGCGGCCGCAGACGCUGCGCCGCCACCACUCCAGCCAGUCGUCGCAGGUCUCGCAGUCGCCGUCGGAUAGCUCGCAUGCCGGCCAGCAGCACCGCGCCGCCCAACACAAGGCGCAGAGACACAUUGUCGGCCACGGCCGCCUGGGCCAGCGCAACCCGUCGAGCAAGAAUCUGAACAAGCUGGGGGCCGCUGCCAAGCUGGCGCAGGCCGAUGGGCAGGCGGGCACGAGAAACCACCACCGGACGCUGUCGGGUAGCUCGACGGCCACGGCGGGCGAGGCUCCCGUCGUGCGGCCAAACCUGAAGCGCAACCAGUCGGCCGCCGUGGUACCGCGCAACCAGUCGCACGUGGCGCUGAGGAAGAAUCAUUCGAGCAGCCACCUGCCGCGCCAGGCCUCGUCCAAGAACAUCAACAAAGCGACGCGCGCCGAGCUCGAACAUCUGCGCAAGCAGGCCAAGAUGCGCCGUCGUUCCUCGCCCGAGACGGAGCAGCCCGUUGUCCGCUUCGAUCUCGGAGAGGAGGACGAGGGCGAGGAGGAGGAGAACUGGACAGAGGAGAGCGCCUCGCAGUCGCCCGCCACGACGCGCUCCAACACGCGCCAAAACUCGGUCGUCAUGGAGGCCCCCAAGCCCAAGCACCGUGCUCAAGCCGCCCUCCGCAACGACACGUCGGAUUCCGCCACCGAAACUGAAACCCCAGCGCCCAAGCCCAAGCCCAAGCCCGCGCAGGCACAGGCACAGGCACCCGCACCCGCACCCGCCCCGCCGCAGCAGCCACGCGCUCCCGAGAGACUAACAUAUAGCAGCAAUCAUAUCAAUGGCGCCAAUUCCUUCAACCAGCAGCCCCAGCUCCCCGACGCUGACAUGAUCACCUCCCGCAUCUUGCAGCGCAGCGCCUCGCACCGCCUGCCGCCCCAGGUUUCCGACAUCUCGGCCACCGUCGUCUCCGACUCUCACGACGCUCGCUCCCUCAGUCACUCCACCGGCUCCACCAUGAUUGACACCCCCGGCAACAAAGAGGCCGUCUCCCGAUUCAUCAACGGAGAGGGCUCUUCCGGCACCCCGCGUGAUAGCAGUUUUCUUCCGCACCGUCCCUCAUCAUCGGCCGGCGGCGGCGAUAUCACGCCCGGCAAGCGCAACAAGAGCGUGCCCAACAUGGCCGGCCAACGAGACGAAGCGACACCAAGUGGCCACACGCGCUCGCGCUCCGGUACCACUACUCCCUCGGAUCUGGCACCAAGUCGCACGCAACAGAAACUAUGGUUGCAGCGCGCAUCAUCCAACAUUGAGCCGCAGCAGAAGAACGAAUUCCUGCAGCGCCAGGGCCACGGCGGCAGCCAGGUCUUCACGACGGCCGUGACGUACACGGCGUCGGGUGACAUGGUCGUCGACCGCGAGCUGCUCCGCCGCUUCGACGAGGCCACGACUGAAUACCGCGUGGUGCGCCGCUUCCGCAAUCCGAUUGCCGACGCCAUUGCCCGCCUCUCGGCAUACCCCUCGGGCCUGCGCAGGCGGUACCUUGCCAUGCGCGCCACGUCUAGCAGCGGGCCGGCGCCGCCCGCUGCGGGUGCUGCUGCAGCAGUGGAAAACGGCUCCGCGAACCGCCGUAGCAAAGUCUCCUUUGACUUACCGAUGCGCAGCCGUGACGACAGCGACGUGGGCGCUCGGCGCGAGAGCGGCGACAGCUCCCUCUCGAGCGGGAGUGAGGCGGGGGGUAAUCAGUCCCGUGGACCCAAGGACGAGGUAGAGGAACUGUGUCGCAGGAUAUGGGAGCGGAAUGAGAUGGCUGAGGGGGACUGA